Messenger RNA from Triticum aestivum (bread wheat), 1579 nucleotides. Its product is annotated as zinc finger protein CONSTANS-LIKE 15-like. The transcript has 4 exons. Lineage: Eukaryota; Viridiplantae; Streptophyta; Magnoliopsida; Poales; Poaceae. Gene Ontology annotation, molecular function: protein binding; zinc ion binding. Bases 105 to 1199 code for a protein of 364 amino acids. The record is from RefSeq and is a predicted model, not a curated record.
CAUCCGUCCGUCGUCCACCCGCCAUCGCGGCCUUUGUCACGUGCAUUGCGGAUGCGCUGGUAGAUGAAUGAGGAGUGCCAUCACUCUGCACGCGCGCCAUCAUAAUGGCGGACCACCAGCAGCUGCUCCCGACGUUGACGUGCAGGUGCAGCAACUGCGUCACCGAGCGCGCCGUCAUCUUCUGCAUCGCCGACGGCGCCAGGCUCUGCCUCGAGUGCGACGGCGCCGUGCACGGCGCCAGCGAGCUCGCGGGCCUCCACUCGCGCGCCCCGCUCUGCGACGGCUGCUGCGCCGCGCCCGCCGCGCUCCGCUACCAAUUCGGCGCCCACUGGGCCACGCUCUGCACCGGCUGCGCCGACGGCCGCGGCGGCGCCUCCCUCGUGGAGGUUUACACCGGCUGCCCCGCGCCCGCCGAGGUCCUCCGCACCCUCUCCGUCGACGCGCCGUCGUCGUCGUCGCAGGAGGACUUCGACGCCUGGCUCGCCGACAACCUCCCCCAAAUCCUACAGGAUGUUCAGGAUGGAUCUCAGAUCUGUGAUGCGAGUGGCACGACAACAAUAGUAGGAGAUCAAAGAGGCCCCAGCAGCAGUAGCUUCGUCUGUGAUGAUUGGAACAAUGGCUGCUCAACUACCUGUGCUCCACAAUGUUCUGUGCUUGAGAAUACCAAUGGAGUACUUGUUGGUCAUCACUUAGCUGGGCCUUCACUCACUUUUGAGCAACAGCAGCAGCUGCCACCGUCAAUCUGCCACAUCUCAUCAUCAUACUCAUCUUAUAACCCAUCGACAUUGUCGUGCCAGCCGGCCAUGGUUCUGCAAUCCAUGAGCAACGAUCAUCAUCCAUCGCUGCUCCUUGAUGGCUUCCCUACUUUCUGCCCUGCCUUGCCCCUAAUAUCGCCGCCACCACCACCGGAGAAUGGCACUGACUGUCAUGAUGCCAUCCAGCUAUCACAGAUGCUGGCCGCGGAUGAGCAAGGAGCGGUGGCUCAUCAUCAGCAAGAUCCGAGCACCGUUAGUAAGAAGAGAGAGGAACGGGACAGGGCCAAGCAAAGGUACAACGAGAAGAAGAAGAACAGGAAGUUCUGCAAGCAGAUCAUGUACGCGUCCCGAAAAGCAAGGGCGGACACACGAAAGCGAGUCAAGGGCAGAUUCGCCAAGGCUACCAAUGAACACCAACACAUACUACACCCAGAUGCAGCAUAAAUUCACGAUUGAUUAGAUCAGAUCGAUCCUUUUUCUUUCUUUUCCCUUUUUUGCAUAUUACAUUCCUUGUGCAUAUAGACAGUGCAUAUACACAAAAAUCAUGUCUCAACACAUUACAGUCAGUCAUGCCUAGGUAGACCACUGUUCUCCACAGCACACAAAUACAUACCUUUAGCCCCUUUCUCAGUUUUUUUGCCAUUUUUCUUUCCUUUUUUGAUAGUUUGGGGCUCAUUCCUUUUAGAGAUAGUUUUGGGAUGCAUUCUUUUUAGGGAGGUACUUCUGGUAACUGGUACCAAGAUGUAAUAAUUCAGCCAUUGUCUAUGUGUACAUACAUAAUAAUCUCUUAAGCCCGGAUAAAUAAAAUCAUGUAUUUUCAUGCA